Molecule: messenger RNA, 294 nt
Organism: Rotaria sp. Silwood1
Lineage: Eukaryota; Metazoa; Rotifera; Eurotatoria; Philodinida; Philodinidae
Source: the annotation of a GenBank genome assembly
AUGCAGAAGAUCAGUCAAACGAUUUGUUUAAUUAUUCUCUUGGUUUUGGUUGCAACAAGUAAAAUGGCGCAGGCGACGGCAAUUGAAGAUGUAGAUGGCAAUGGCAUUGCCCAGCAUGCCAUUAAGAAACGUCAAGCUUGUGCUUAUAAGGGUAGUUGUUGUAAUCCUGCUAAUUGUCCUUAUAGUCUUUGUUGUGGUGGUGCUCCUGCAAAUUGUAGUCCGGCCUUUGGUUGUUCUGGUGCUCUUUGCAGUGGUACUUGUGUUGUUACUGGUCCUCUUCUUCUUCUAUGUUAA